This is a messenger RNA of Gadus chalcogrammus (walleye pollock), 1717 nucleotides long. RefSeq names its product glycine receptor subunit beta-like. The coding region runs from base 227 to 1717 and encodes 496 amino acids. Gene Ontology annotation, biological process: signal transduction; regulation of membrane potential; nervous system process. NCBI's taxonomy places the organism in Eukaryota, Metazoa, Chordata, Actinopteri, Gadiformes, Gadidae. Gene Ontology annotation, molecular function: transmembrane signaling receptor activity; extracellularly glycine-gated chloride channel activity; neurotransmitter receptor activity. Gene Ontology annotation, cellular component: synapse; neuron projection; postsynaptic membrane. The record is from RefSeq and is a predicted model, not a curated record. The transcript has 11 exons.
UUAACAGACGCAAGACCACAAGGUGGAGCAAGAGCGUAAACUCCGCCAAAGGAGGGGUCAGAAGAAGAGUAAAAACGAGAGUGCUUUGAUUUAAUUUUUGAGUUGCUCCAUGAACAAGCUUAGUUGAUUGUACUAUGUUGAACUUUCAGUAAACCUAGCCUCAUUUAAUUCUCUUCUUGUCUGCGUUUAUUGAAUUAAAGUGAUCGGUCGCCUAUGAUCUGGAACCAUGGCUCAGGUGGUCAGACCUGUUUUCUGGCUGUGGUUGCUGAUGUGCUGCUGGAGUCUUGCCAUUGCAAGACCGGGAAAGAAAGGGAAAAAGGGGAAGCAGGUUGUGUGCCCAGCACAGCUGUCCGCAGAAGAGUUGGCCGGAGUUCCUGCAAAUUCUACAUCAAACAUCCUCAAUCGCCUAAUGGUCAGUUACGACCCAAGAAUCAGGCCUAAUUUCAAAGGCAUCCCAGUGGAAUCCGGAGUGAACAUCUUUAUAAACAGCUUUGGCUCAAUUCAGGAAGCCACCAUGGACUAUAGAGUGAAUAUAUUUCUCCGUCAGAGGUGGAAUGAUCCCCGGUUGCGUCUUCCAACUGACUUCAAGAGUGACUCCUUAACUGUUGAUCCCAAGAUGUUUCAGUGUUUGUGGAAGCCUGAUCUUUUCUUUGCCAACGAGAAAAAUGCGAACUUCCAUGAUGUGACUCAGGACAACAUACUUCUAUUCAUAUUCAGAAAUGGAGACGUUUUGAUUAGUAUGAGGUUGUCUGUAACACUCUCUUGUCCUCUGGAUCUAAUGCUGUUCCCAAUGGAUACACAGAAAUGCAAAAUGCAGUUGGAGAGUUUUGGUUAUACGACAAGUGAUCUAGUUUUCAAGUGGCAGUCAGAUCCUGUUCAGAUGGAUGAAAUUGCAUUGCCACAGUUUGACAUCAAACAAGAAGAUAUUAGAUAUGGAAACUGCACAAAAUUCUAUAAAGGAACAGGAUACUACACCUGUGUUGAGGUGAUCUUCACAUUGCGUCGGCAAGUUGGCUUUUAUUUGAUGGGUGUCUAUGCUCCCACUUUGUUAAUUGUCGUGUUGUCCUGGUUGUCAUUCUGGAUCAAUCCUGACGCCUCAGCCGCUAGGGUCCCAUUAGGUAUUUUAUCAGUGCUUUCUCUGUCCAGUGAAAGCAUGCUAUUGGCAUCAGAGCUCCCAAAGGUUUCCUAUGUAAAAGCCAUCGAUAUCUGGCUCAUCACAUGUCUGCUGUUUGGAUUUUCUUCACUUGUGGAAUACGCUGUGGUUCAGGUGAUGUUAAACAGUCCAAAAUUGAUUGAGGAGGAGAAAGCAAAAAUGGCAACAAAGGAAAAAGCUUUGAUUGAGAAAGAAGGAAAGAUGGCCCUUAAAGCUAAGAAUACAAUCAAUGGCACUGGUGGCACACCUAUACAUGUCAGCACACUUCAGGUGGUAGAAACUCGGAAGAAAGUUUGCACCUCCAAGUCUGACCUACGCGCCAACGACUUCAGUAUUGUGGGAUCUUUGCCCCGAGACUUUGAGCUUUCCAACUUUGACUGCUAUGGUAAACCUGUGGAGGUGCUGGGAGCCCUUGGUAAAUCAAAAAGCAAAGCCAACAAGAAACCCCCCCCACCCAAGCCUGUGAUUCCAGCCGCAGCAAAACGGGUUGAUCUUUAUGCACGAGCUCUCUUCCCCUUUUCAUUUCUGUUUUUUAAUGUUGUUUACUGGUCCGUCUAUCUUUAG